Molecule: messenger RNA, 306 nt
Organism: Sordaria macrospora k-hell
Lineage: Eukaryota; Fungi; Ascomycota; Sordariomycetes; Sordariales; Sordariaceae
Source: RefSeq, a predicted model, not a curated record
AUGUCUUUGAAGGCUUCAAGGCUGAUGGCAUCAGGAGUCAGUCAUAAGGUUGUGGAGUCUGACCUUCGCGGCGCUGGUGCCGCGCCGCCCCAUCAUGGCAGCAAGGAAAUGGGUCUUUCGUCCCUCGACAUGGACGAUGACGACGACGACGACGACGACGAUGAGGAAGGUCGGAAUCCUCGGCAGGUUUACGCGUGCAAGCCCGGGGACCCUUACCCUGGGGGGCAGCUGCCCCGCAUUAGUCUGGGCCGUUGCUGUGGGGCAUUUACGGCACGCUCCGAUGGCGACCGAUUACGCCAUUUUUAG